AUGUUCAUAAAUCGUUGACUCUUUUCAACCAACCACAAAGAUAUUGGCACUCUAUACCUACUAUUUGGCGCCUGAGCUGGCAUAGUUGGAACAGCCCUCAGCCUGCUAAUCCGGGCAGAACUGGGCCAGCCAGGAACUCUAUUGGGCGACGAUCAAAUCUAUAACGUAAUCGUGACAGCCCAUGCAUUUGUAAUAAUCUUCUUUAUGGUUAUACCAAUCAUAAUUGGAGGCUUCGGAAACUGGCUCGUACCACUAAUGAUUGGAGCCCCGGAUAUGGCAUUUCCCCGAAUAAACAACAUGAGCUUCUGACUUCUACCUCCAUCGUUCCUACUUUUACUAGCCUCAUCAACGGUAGAGGCCGGUGCUGGAACUGGAUGAACAGUGUACCCACCUCUAGCCGGUAAUCUAGCACACGCCGGAGCCUCAGUAGACCUAGCAAUCUUCUCGCUUCACUUAGCUGGUAUUUCGUCAAUCCUAGGCGCUAUUAAUUUCAUUACCACUAUUAUCAAUAUAAAACCUCCGGCCCUAUCCCAGUAUCAAACUCCCCUAUUCGUUUGAUCCGUCCUAAUCACGGCUGUCUUACUCCUUCUGUCUCUGCCAGUACUAGCCGCCGGAAUCACAAUACUACUAACAGACCGUAACCUAAAUACAACCUUUUUCGACCCUGCAGGAGGGGGAGACCCAAUCCUGUACCAGCAUCUGUUUUGAUUCUUCGGCCACCCGGAAGUCUAUAUUCUUAUUCUACCAGGUUUCGGAAUAAUUUCACAUAUUGUUACCUAUUACUCUGGCAAAAAAGAGCCAUUCGGAUAUAUAGGCAUAGUAUGGGCCAUAAUAUCAAUUGGAUUCCUCGGCUUUAUCGUAUGAGCCCACCACAUGUUCACAGUAGGUAUAGACGUUGACACACGGGCGUACUUCACUUCCGCAACCAUAAUCAUCGCUAUUCCAACAGGAGUAAAAGUAUUUAGCUGACUAGCCACCCUGCACGGAGGCAAUAUCAAAUGAUCUCCAGCAAUAUUAUGAGCACUAGGCUUCAUUUUUCUAUUUACAGUUGGAGGCUUGACUGGUAUUGUCCUAGCCAACUCCUCACUUGACAUUGUACUUCACGACACAUAUUAUGUAGUAGCACAUUUCCACUAUGUCCUAUCCAUAGGAGCUGUAUUCGCUAUCAUGGGAGGAUUCGUCCACUGAUUCCCACUAUUUUCAGGAUAUACUCUAAAUCAAACCUGAGCAAAAAUCCAUUUCCUUAUUAUAUUUGUAGGUGUAAAUAUAACCUUCUUCCCUCAGCACUUCCUAGGUCUGUCAGGCAUACCACGACGCUACUCAGACUACCCAGACGCGUACACAACUUGAAAUACAGUAUCCUCCAUAGGAUCAUUUAUCUCACUAACCGCAGUAAUCCUCAUAGUAUUUAUAAUCUGAGAGGCCUUCGCCUCAAAACGAGAGGUGUCGACCGUAGAGCUAACUACUACAAACCUAGAGUGACUACACGGGUGUCCCCCACCAUACCACACGUUUGAAGAACCUACAUACGUUAACCCAAAAUAA
Messenger RNA from Pteropus alecto (black flying fox), 1545 nucleotides. Lineage: Eukaryota; Metazoa; Chordata; Mammalia; Chiroptera; Pteropodidae. The record is from the annotation of a RefSeq genome assembly.